Fundulus heteroclitus (mummichog) is the source of this 729-nucleotide messenger RNA. RefSeq names its product high affinity immunoglobulin epsilon receptor subunit alpha-like. The transcript is spliced from 5 exons. Gene Ontology annotation, biological process: cell surface receptor signaling pathway. The record is from RefSeq and is a predicted model, not a curated record. Lineage: Eukaryota; Metazoa; Chordata; Actinopteri; Cyprinodontiformes; Fundulidae. Gene Ontology annotation, molecular function: transmembrane signaling receptor activity. The coding region runs from base 1 to 729 and encodes 242 amino acids.
AUGGAGGAAUCAAAACUGAUGAGAAAACUUUACAAAAUUAAUUCAACGAAUGAAUCAGAGGACUGCACCAUCCCAGCUCCAUCCUGCAGAAUUGAUCCUACAUUUGAAAGACACAGUGGAGAAUACUGGUGUGAAAAUGAUGAGGGGGAACAAAGCCAAGCUCUUAACAUCUCUGUUACAGCUGGUUCUGUGAUCCUAGAAUUUACUGCCCAACCAGUGGAGGAAGGAUCUGAUGUGACUCUUUGUUGUGUUAACAAGAAUGAGCAGACGGAAAUAGCUGACUUCUAUAAAGAUGGCCGCCUCCUCAAAACCAACUAUGAAAACUAUAACCUGACUCUUCAGAAGGUCUCCAAGUCUGAUGAAGGUUUCUACAAGUGCAGCAUUUCAGGAGCUGGGAACUCUCCAGAAAGCUGGCUGGCUGUUGGUGAACCAGCAAAAGGGUCUGAUAAGGAGACUCAGCCAGUCCGGUAUCUGACCCCAGUAAUCAUCAUUCUGCUGUGCGGCCUUGGUUCUGUACUAUUGGUUACUGGACUGAUUUUAUUCAAGACACGCAAAGGCUUGAUAAAUGAGACGGUCACAGAUCUAAAUGACACCACUUAUGCUGUUAUCGACAAACCAAGGAUGACGAAUGGCGGAGAUGCUGAAAACGGACCAGGCCAAGCCACGUAUGCUUCUGUUCAACUAACGAAGAAAGGUACUUUCAUCACCUCUGUGGUCAACCCACAGUGA